Messenger RNA from Paramuricea clavata, 2195 nucleotides. Lineage: Eukaryota; Metazoa; Cnidaria; Anthozoa; Malacalcyonacea; Plexauridae. The record is from the annotation of a GenBank genome assembly.
AGUUAUGUUCUGAGGAUAUAAUUGAUACUUCGGACGCAGAGAAAGUCACAGAUGCACCAGCCUUUGGAGAAGGUAAGGUAUACUGGUAAAAAGCUAAUGACUGAUUUUUAAGUGAUACACUUUGUUAUUGUAUGCCUAAACCAAUUAUUUUACUUUGCGUCAUCGCUUUUUGAUAUAUUUGCCUUUGAUGUUUAGUACCUACUUUUGUGUCAUGUAAUAACUAUAACUGUAUAGAAGACGAGUUUUUUUCUAUUUUCCUUCUAAAUUUCCAUCCACGCGGACCAAAAUUUUUUCACUAAUUUUCUACCGCCCGUUUGCCUAUGGGAAAGUUACGCAGGGUAUAAACGCCCCUGUGGUAUUACGAAUGUAGGAAACUAUAAAGAAGAUGAAUCUAAAGUUAUGCAUGAAUACGAACUUUAUCCAGAAAUAAUCGAAAUGCUUUUUUACAGAAUGUGUUAAAGAGUGUUGUCUUCAUUUCAUUGCUGAGAGCUUGGGAAAACAUUGGAAAGAUCUUGGCAGAAGGUUGCUCCUCAAAGAUGCAGAAAUUCAAAACAUUUCUGCCGACUCGUCUGAACAAAAAGAACAUGGGUUCCAAGUACUCUUGAAGUGGAAAAAACGUCAUGGCCCCACAGCUCUUGUAAGAGAUUUGACUGAUGCCCUGAAACACCUGCAAUUGAGUGACAUCGCUGAUGAACUAAAUAAACAUUUUAGAGAAUCACAUCACAGUGCACCUUGAAAGUCUGAAAAGUGAUGUUUUUACCUAUACGAUAACUGCCUUAGCCUGUAAUGAAUUUUCCAACAUGUACUCUAAGCAUAGCCGUUUACUCAUAUUCUCCUCUCCCCGCAACAAAAUGAAAGGCACCAGGACAUUCUGUGUGAAGAUAAACCCAGGAAACUCGUUUAGGACAGUAUUCGACAUCAAACUGCCAUUCAGCCUGGUCAUUAGUGUGUGGUUUCAAAAUGUGAAAAAAUUUCACGUAUUGCCAUGUAUUGUGUGCGUGGCACCGAAUUUCUUUUUUGCACUGAAUUUCGAUAAUAUUUCACUGCUUUCGGCCAGUCUGAAGUAACUUGUUUUUAUUCAUGGAUAUAACUAUAGGCGAAACACUGUUUUAUAAUAUAGAUGUUAUGUGCGAACGUUUUAUGAUUAGCUGACGUGCCUGCUCGAUUUGGACAUGACAAAAAUGCGCGGGAAAUUUCCCCCCUUUUUUCCAGAAAUAUUUCCUGGAGAAUUUCCGCAAUAUUUUUCAUUGUUUUAGUCUGGUUUUCUAGAGAGACAUGGAGUUUCCCCGGAGUGUAAACUUACAUGAAGGGGAGACGUAGUUCUCCGAACUACUUCGUAGACUGGUAUGAGCAACACUUUUGCAGAACUCGCGCGGCGAGAGGUCUUGUACCACGAAUAAUAAAACAUGCUGCACAUGCGCAUUACUUCUUGUUUGAACAAGUGGACUUCCCAGUCUAUAUAACUCAAUACGAAUGGCAGCAAUGGGUGGGGAGGAAGAGAUUAAGAACUCAUUUCUUCAUGAGCGAUAAUACCUCUAUAACACUAUAUACUAUUCGGUUGGGGAACAGUGUCUAAGGAUUUCAAUUCCUUGCAGUGUGUAAAAAUUGUGACGUCACAAUGACGUCAUGGUGACGUUGUAAAUAAGCAUAAAUAGUCCAUAAAUUGAACGAGUCCCGACUUGAACCCCAUCGAAAAUCUAUUUCAUUUGGUGUCAAAACAAUUCGCCCUUACAACAUCACGACCUGACCCAUUCUCGACCACCUCCCUAGCUAGUUAUUGAUACAUUGUAGAUAGGACCCUGAACCAUAGAUAUCUUAUAUAAACGAGAUAGCGGAUCUCUUUUAGUAAAAUUGAAGCCAAGAAUAUUCCAGCGGUUACCCCCAUUUGAAUAGAUGGCGGCCAUGUUGGAGUUCCCCACUCGCUAAUAAACGCUUAAAAAACAACACUAACGUUCAUCAUUUGAAUAGUUCGAAAAUGUAUUUGGAAUAGGUUUAACUUAAUGUUUAAGUUCCCUGUUUAAGAAAUAGAAAACAUACGAGUCUUCUCAUUUCAUGGGAAUACCCUGAGUCUGCAAUCACGGCUUCAAUUUUCAAUUGCAGAAUAAUUAUAUACACUAUCUAGUGUAUAUAAGAUAUCUAUGCCCUGAACUCAGUGGCUGGUUCUUUUCACUGCCCAACUUAUAAUUACAUUUAUA